Messenger RNA from Cyphellophora attinorum, 606 nucleotides. RefSeq lists its product as uncharacterized. Gene Ontology annotation, molecular function: protein binding. The record is from RefSeq and is a predicted model, not a curated record. The transcript is spliced from 2 exons. Bases 1 to 606 code for a protein of 201 amino acids. Lineage: Eukaryota; Fungi; Ascomycota; Eurotiomycetes; Chaetothyriales; Cyphellophoraceae.
AUGAGCUCGCUUGCGACACUACAAAACCCCGACAUCGCGCGUAUACACGACUUCUGGUACACCCGACCCGUACUAGAAUGGUUCGUGCCACCAGAGGGAUUCGACGCUGAUUGCAAAGGUCAAUUCAACGAUCUCGUCAGAGACGCCGCGAACUCAUCAAAGCUGGAUCAUUGGGAGGAGACCAAGGAAGGCAGCCUUGCGCUUCUAGUGCUGCUUGAUCAAUUCACGCGCAAUGUCUUCAGAGGCACACCUGGCGCGUUCAGCUCUGAUGCCAAGGCAAUGGGUGUUGCUACGCGGAGUAUUGCGAAGGGCUUUGAUAAGGAAGUAACGACCCAGCAAGCGUUGACUUAUUAUCUGGUACUGAUGCACCACGAAUCACUGCUCGCCCAGAUCGCCUGUCGUUCUCUACUCGAGCAGCUGGCUCUGCGGUGUAAGACGCCUGACGAGAUCAAAUUCAUAGCGAACUCCUCGAGGAAAAGCUCACAAGAGCAUCAGGACGUCAUCGAGAAAUUCGGUCGGUAUCCCAGCAGGAAUGAAAUACUGGGCAGACAGUCGACUGAGGCUGAGCUCGAAUUCCUGAAGGAGCACCCCAGUGGAUUCGCGUAG